AUGGGCGACUCAGCAACCCGGCGGCGAGCACCAAAAGUCACGUCCUCGGCAUCCAAAGCCACCGCCCAUGUCGAUGAUCAGCCCGAAGACACCAAUUCACGAGUGAUCUCGUUGCUCGACGUCCUGCGCCUCCUCCUCACCCUCGUGUUUGCGUCAUGCCUGCUCUCAUACUACCUCACCUCCGGAGCCUCCUUCACCUUCAACUAUAGUCCCUGGUUCCUCAAUGCCUCAAAACUCUCGACCUGGUGGAGCGGCCCUCUCCUGCUGACGCCCGCACAGCUGGCGCUCUACAACGGCACGGACCCCUCCAAGCCAAUAUACUUGGCCAUAAACAAUACCAUCUUUGACGUGACCGCGGGGAGACACACCUACGGACCGGGUGGAAGCUACGAGGUUUUUGCGGGUCGAGAUGCCACGAGAGCGUUUGUAACGGGUUGUUUUCUCGAAGAUCGGACGGGUGACCUGAGGGGAGCGGAGUGGAUCUACAUCCCCAUCGAAGACGACCCGGACGAGGACAUUUCAAGCGGAGCAAGGAAGCUACGCGCGGAGAAGGAGCGCCGAGACGCGAAGAAGAAAGUCCUCGCAGAGGUGUCCAAGUGGGAGGAGUUCUACAGGAAUCACCAGAAAUACUUUGAGGUGGGCAAGUUGGUGGGUGUGCCGGAAAAUGCGGGUGCGGCACCGAAGUUGUGCGAGCCAGCUGAGAAGGGACGGCCGAAGAGGAAGAAUAUGAAUGCAAAGGACAAAAAGGACAAAAAGGACGCGCCAGGGAAGCCUGUCCAGUGA
Messenger RNA from Cladophialophora carrionii CBS 160.54, 783 nucleotides. RefSeq lists its product as uncharacterized. Gene Ontology annotation, cellular component: membrane; endomembrane system. The transcript has a single exon. The coding region runs from base 1 to 783 and encodes 260 amino acids. The record is from RefSeq and is a predicted model, not a curated record. Lineage: Eukaryota; Fungi; Ascomycota; Eurotiomycetes; Chaetothyriales; Herpotrichiellaceae.